GCCCAGGGCCGCGUUCAAGCGAUGCGGCCCUGCGGAUGCUGGCUCUUGAUCGGCCUGUCGCUGAUCUCCCGCACCAUCGCCCUCUCUGUCGGCUCUCGCCCAAGCAUCCCACCACGAUGUCGCACCAUCCUGCCUAUACUCUCUCUGGCCUCUGUGCUGUCGGGGGUGUCGUCGGCUAUGCCCGGACUCGAUCCAAGCCCUCGCUCAUCGCCGGCCUGGCUUUUGCGGCGCUCUUUGGGGCUUCGGGGUAUCUGAUCCAGUCCAACCAGGACUGGGGCGUUGAGUUGGCAUCCGCCUCGUCCGCCAUUCUGACCUCGGCGAUGCUGCCCCGGGCCAUCAAGACCCGCAAGCCCGUCCCCGCUGGUCUGGCCUUGGUUGGUGUUGCCGGGCUCGGAUACUACGGCAAGAAGCUCUACGAGCAGACCUAUGGCCUCUAGCUUCGGCCGAUCCCAGCAGCUUAGCUUGCUUCCCCCGCACCAGCAGGCACUGCAGGCUGUGCCAAACUCUUUGCAAUCAGAGCCAGUCGUCCGUGGCGAACGACAAUACAGCUCCUUUCUCGCAUACCGAGACACUUCCGCGGCGAGGAUGUUUGCACCUCAUCUCCUCUCAUCCGACUGCAGCGCCGUAUAGGGCUGCGAGGUGCAAAGACAAGGACAUUUUGGAUUUAUCUUGUUUACAUCGGCAGUACACAGCCUCCAAGCGAGGUGCUCAGAG
Molecule: messenger RNA, 714 nt
Organism: Polychytrium aggregatum
Lineage: Eukaryota; Fungi; Chytridiomycota; Chytridiomycetes; Polychytriales
Product: transmembrane proteins 14C-domain-containing protein
Exons: 3
Coding region: 36-437 (133 amino acids)
Cellular component (GO): membrane
Source: RefSeq, a predicted model, not a curated record